Messenger RNA from Lactuca saligna, 1599 nucleotides. NCBI's taxonomy places the organism in Eukaryota, Viridiplantae, Streptophyta, Magnoliopsida, Asterales, Asteraceae. The record is from the annotation of a GenBank genome assembly.
AUGGCCGAAGCAUUAGUCACUAUUGCUGCUGAGGGGAUCCUGAAAAAGGUGUUGUCUAUUGCUGCCGGCGAACUCGCCAUCGCUUGGGGUUACGAAGAAAAGCUGACCAGCCUUCACAGUAAACUGGAGAUGGUGCGUGCCAAGUUGCUCGAUGCGGAGGGGAAAAAGGAAACAAGGGCUGUAAUGGUGUGGUUGAAGCAGCUAAAAGAUGCGGUCGAUGAAGCUGAUGAUGUGUUGGAUGAGGUUGAUUACGAAAUGUUGAGGCGUCAAAUAAAGAAACAAGAUCGGAUGGCAAGAAAGGUAGUGUGCCUUCCAAGCUUGAAAAAGUUUUCAUUUCGUUAUAAAAUAGGUCAUAAAAUCCAAAACAUCAAUGAAAAGUUGCUUAAGAUCAACACAGAAGCUAGCAGUUUAGGACUACAAAAUCAACACCCUGCUUGCCCUGUUCUAGAUCGUCUCUAUUGGAGAGAGACUGUUCCAAAUCAAGAAGAAUUUAAAAUUGUUGGGAGGGAUAAUGAUAAACUCCAUAUCAUUGAACUUUUAACCCAAUCAAGAAAGGAAGAAAAAAUUAUCAUUGUUCCCAUUGUUGGAAUGGGCGGGAUUGGGAAGACCGCUUUGGCUAAGUCGGUCUACAAUGAUAAAAAGAUCGAGCAACAUUUUGAUGUUAAGGCAUGGUUGUGUGUGUCGGUUAAGAUUGACAUCAAUGAACUUCUUGCAAAGAUCUACGAGUCUCUUGCCAAAAAGAAACCUACCUCAGACUUAAGGACCAAUUUAAUUGAAAGCCUUAAAGAGCAAUUGGCAUCAAAAAGAUAUUUGCUCGUCUUAGAUGACGUUUGGGUCAAAGAGAGGCCAUAUUGGGAAGAGUUUAGGAGUUGUAUGCUAAAUGUAAGCUCACAAAAUGGAAGUGGCAUUCUUGUCACUACACGGAAACAUGAAAUCGGAACUCAUGAUAUGCACAUGGAUGCGUGUCAUUUAAAUGGUCUUUCUGACAAUCAUUGUUGGGACAUCUUCAGAGAAAAAGCGUUUGUGGCAGGCACUUCAGUGUCCCCGGAACUGGUGAAGAUAGGCGGCGACAUUGUAGAAAAAUGUGGUGGUUUACCGUUGCUGUUAAAUGUAAUAGGUGGCAUGUUGGCACAUUACAAUGACAUAGAAAAGUGGUUGUCCAUAAAAAAUAGCAAGGUUUGGGAUCUAGAAGAAGAAAGGGAUAGAGUUCAAAAGAACUUGGAACUAAGCUUUGAUAAUCUCCCAAAUUCUAUCGUCAAACAAUGCUUUGCAUAUUGUUCCAUCUUUAAGAAAGAUACGGUCAUGGAAAGGGAAGAACUGGUCCAACUUUGGAUGGCUUUGGGGUUGGUUCAAGCAGAUGAGGAAAGAAACAAGGCGAUGGAGGAUGUGGGGAAUGAUAUUUUUCAAAUUUUGGUUAGCAAUUCGAUGUUCCAAGAUGUUAAAAGGGAUGAAUAUGGUUACAUCACUCGUUGUAGCAUGCAUGAUCUGGUGCAUGAUCUUUCAUUAUCACUUUCAAAACAUGAAAGCUUAUGUCUGGAGGAUGCGACUAAUGAUGAUAUCGCAUGUGUUCCUCGGGUUAAACAUCUCGCUUUUUACUAA